Molecule: messenger RNA, 1734 nt
Organism: Neohortaea acidophila
Lineage: Eukaryota; Fungi; Ascomycota; Dothideomycetes; Mycosphaerellales; Teratosphaeriaceae
Product: eukaryotic translation initiation factor-like protein subunit eIF2B-gamma
Exons: 2
Coding region: 1-1734 (577 amino acids)
Biological process (GO): cytoplasmic translational initiation
Cellular component (GO): guanyl-nucleotide exchange factor complex; eukaryotic translation initiation factor 2B complex
Molecular function (GO): translation initiation factor activity; guanyl-nucleotide exchange factor activity
Source: RefSeq, a predicted model, not a curated record
AUGCCACACGCAACACUGCCUUCGCCAGGCUUACAGGCACUCAUCCUCUGUGGCCCCGGUUCUUCACUCAGCACCUUCACCUCCAAUCCCGCCGACUUUCCCAAGGCUAUCGUUCCAAUUGCGAACCGGCCCAUGGUCUGGUAUCCCUUGGAUUGGUGUUAUCGCAUGGGAGUUUCUGAUAUCACACUCGUCACCCCGCCGGAAUCUCUAUCCGCUUUGGAAUCCGCGCUCGCAACCAAUCCCGCCCUAACAAGCCUACCAUCUCCAAAGCCUCUAGUUCUCGCACCCGCGGAACUGACCCAGACAACCGGCACUGCCCAACUCCUGCGCCUACCAGAGGUGCAAAAGAUCAUCACCUCGGACUUUGUCGUUCUUCCCUGCGACCUGAUCUCCGAAUUGGACGGAACGCACUUACUGCAGCAAUGGAUGACGCUGAACCCGCUGUGGGCCUCGUCCGCCGCACAAAAUCAAUUCAAGGGUGGUCUUACCCUUUUCUACCCUACGCACGGCCUCGAAAAUAUCAGCCACAAAAAGGACGAAACCGACUUCCUUGCCACCGUCCCUCUCCCCACUUCACACGUCCCUUCACCAUCGACCUCUUUACGCCCGAAUAUCGAGCGGGUGGUUCAGGUCAUGCCGACGGACACGCUGCACGACUUGAUCUCGGAAAAGCCGGAGCCAGGCUACCUCCGCCUACGACAAUCAAUGCUCGCCAAGCACGGGCGGGUGAAGAUGCGGAUGAAGCUUCGCGAUGCCCACGUUUACGUGCUGCCUAGGUGGGUGAAGGAGUUUGCCGCGCGGAACGACAGGUUCGACAGCAUCUCCGAAGACGUUCUGGGCUGGUGGGCCAAAGCGGAUUGGCAGGAAGGCUUGGCGGAGAAGCUGCAGCUGACUGACAUCCUCCGCGGGACCACCGAAGUGCCAAACGACGACGAAGAGGAUGACCAAGUGGACGUGGCAGCCAUGUCGAGCACAAAGGCCGCUCGCUCACCAGUCCAGCACCUGGGCUCGGAGACCGCCUUCGCCAGCCGAGUGGGCACAUCGACUACUCUAUCCACCAAAAAGCCCGUCGUGAUCCCACCCCUCCUCGCCUACGUCCAACCCGCACCCUCCACCCCCCUAAUCCGCCGCGUAGACACCACCCACCAACUCCUCAACGUCUCCCUCCACCUAGCCAAACAACCCAUCACCCCCGCCUCCGCCCUCUCGCACGAACACAAAAUCCACCCGACCGCCACGCUCGAACAGCAAAGCCGCGUCUCCGCCGAAGACAGCCUGGUAGGCGAGAACGUGCGCAUCGGCUUCCGGAGCAACAUCAAGGAGAGCGUCAUCGGCGCGAAUUGCAAUGUUGGCAAGAAUGUGCGUCUUACGCGGUGCUUGUUGAUGGAAGGGUGUGUGGUUGGUGAUGGCGUGCAGUUGGUUGGGUGUGUGUUGGGAAGACGGGCGGUGGUGGUUGGACAGAAGGCGCUGGCUGGCGAGGGGAGUGUUGCUGUGGGAGAGGGAAGUACGCAGGGCGAGAGUGCGACGAAGUCGAGGAAGAAAGGGAAGGGUGCGGCUGGGGAUGGGGACGACGAUGACAAGACGAGGUUGACGGAUUGUGAGGUUGCGCCGAAUUUUGUCGUCGAAGCUGGUACCGAGGCGAAGGGGGAGAAGUUCAUGGGCUUCGAUACGGGAGAUAUGGGGUUGGAUGAUGACGAGGACCUGGAAGACGGCGACUUGGAUGAUGAGGUCUAG